AUAUAUGAGAUCGUAGCUGAGGAACCGAACAAGAAGAAGUUAAUUAUUCAGCACCUUGAGGAGCAAAUCUUCACUUCGGUUGAUAAAACCACUGUUCGAUUAUCUCUUUGUCACCGACUUUUGCGAGACUACAUCACCCACUGCGAUCCAGAUCAGCGCACAAAUUUGAUUGACUCGCUCAAGGAUAGGAUUCCCGAAAUUGUGCAUACACCAGAUGGUGCCAUAGUUGCCAUGCAAUGUAUCUGGAACGCUAAUGCAAAGGAUAGAAAGUUGAUUGUGAAGAACUUCAAAGAUCUGGCUGUGAAAGUCGCAAUGGAGCAUUUGGGCAUCGAGUUCUCAUGGCGAUUUUCGAUAGCGUUGACG
Molecule: messenger RNA, 363 nt
Organism: Cylicocyclus nassatus
Lineage: Eukaryota; Metazoa; Nematoda; Chromadorea; Rhabditida; Strongylidae
Source: the annotation of a GenBank genome assembly